Guyanagaster necrorhizus is the source of this 1632-nucleotide messenger RNA. Its product is annotated as alpha/beta-hydrolase. Bases 1 to 1632 code for a protein of 543 amino acids. NCBI's taxonomy places the organism in Eukaryota, Fungi, Basidiomycota, Agaricomycetes, Agaricales, Physalacriaceae. The record is from RefSeq and is a predicted model, not a curated record. The transcript has 15 exons.
AUGAUUGCACCCUUGAUACUCGGGGUUCUGCUCGCUGCUGGCCCAGUACGCUCCUCUCUUGACGUACAACUCCCUUCUGGUACUUUCACGGGACAAACCAUCAAUGGCUUGGAUCAAUGGCUGGGGAUACCGUUUGCUCUUCCGCCGGUAGGCGGCCUAAGGUUCAAAGCUCCGGUCCCUGUUUCUACGAAUUCCUCCGGAGUCCAACACGAUGCCACGACCUUUGGGAAUGCUUGUCCCCAACCCCCCGGUGAUCUUGGUGCCAGUAUUAGCGAGGACUGUCUUUUUCUCAAUAUCUGGAGACCAGAGGGGGUGAGUAGUAAUGAGGGCCUUCCGGUUUUGUUUUGGAUUCAUGGCGGCCAAUAUACUACUGGCGCAGCAUCAAGUCCUUCUUAUGACCCUACCCGUAUUCUGAACCGAAGUAUCGAAAUCGGAAAGCCCAUUGUGUUCGUCUCUACCAAUUACCGCCUCAACACUUUUGGCUUUGCGAGAAAGCUCUCCAGCGCCAACGUUCCUCCGGGGGACCUCAACGCGGGUUUGUUGGAUCAACGACAAGCUCUGACAUUUGUUCAAGAAAAUAUACGCGCAUUCGGCGGUGAUCCAGCCAAGGCAAGUCUCAUGAUCCCCGUCACAAUUUGGGGACAGUCCGCUGGUGCCGGAAGUGUCGAAGCCCACUUUGUAUUCCCUGCCUCUCUCACGCUCUUCCGUGCUGGAAUCACGGACUCAUCAACGGGACCCUUCAAAAACUCCCCCAAUGCCAGCACAUAUGACAAGCCAGGGAAACCAUUUGACAGAUUGCUCAUGCAGACGGGUUGUGCCGUCGGUCCAGGAUCGGUAGACUGUCUAAGGAAUGUUCCUUUCGAGACUUUGAUCGAUAUCAGUAACACGCUGAUUGACAAUACGCUCAAUGACCAAUUAUGGCAACCCUCCGUCGGCCCUCCAGGUAGUUUUGUGCCAGAGCGAGCCUCAGCUAGGAUUGAAAGGGGCGACUUCCUACAUCUACCUUACGUUGGUGGUACAAAUGUGAACGAAGGAACCGUUUUCAGCACGAGCUUACUCGGCCUCGAUGUUCCCCCCAGCGAGGAAGAUGCAGCUUUUGACAAUUUCGUGAAUCAUCUUGUUAUUGACAACAGCACUCUCACCCCAAAUCUGUUCGCCAAGUUCCACCAACUAUGGCCGGCGAAUGAUUCUUCCCUCGGAGCGCCAUUCAACACAGGAGACUCUCUUUUUGACAGAGCGGAGGCGUGGUAUACCGAUGAAAUGUUCUUGUCCCCAAGGAGAUUAUUUUUUGAGCACGCGAGUUCAUUGCAGCCGAUGUAUGCUUAUUACUUCAGAGAGUUCAUACCAGGGAACAAUCCGGAAUUUGGCGUGUCUCAUGGAUCGGAAUUGUCCUUGCUUUUCGGACCCGUACCCACGGACGUGGAGGAUGAGUUCGCCAAUCAAAUGCUAGACUUUUAUGUCAAUUUUAUUUGGGAUCUCAAUCCCGGAAGUGCCUGGGAUCGGUAUGUACCGACGUCAAAAAAUGUCUUGCAGCUCCUGCGAGACAACAUCACCAUGAUUCCGGAUGACUGGGACGUGGACAAGACGGACUUUUUGAAUACGCAUUUUGUUUUGAAUGAGUUUGAGAAAUGA